AUGGACUCCCCACCAGAAAAGAAACUUGAUUCUGAUCUGGAAAAAUCGAACCUAUCCCUGGAACCCGAAAUUGUCGAUGAGAUCGUCGGUGAAACUGCUUCUAACAAUGAACCAGAUGGCCAGAUGCAACGGCGUCUCAAAGCGCGCCAUGUUUCCAUGAUAGCCAUUGGCGGUACUAUUGGCACUGGUUUGUUCGUUGGGUCGGGAGAAGCAUUGCAUAAAGGUGGCCCCGUUGCCCUUCUUCUCGGGUACGCCAUCAUGGGGGCGAUUGUCUAUAGCAUGAUGGUUGCAUUGGGUGAAAUGGUCACCAUGUUCCCAGUCACCGGCGCUUUCAUACACUACACCACUCGGUUUGUGGACCCAGCUCUGGGUUUUGCCAUUGGCUGGAACUAUUGGUACUCAUUCGCGGUCACUCUACCAACCGAGAUCACCGCGGCGGGCAUCGUGAUCAAGUAUUGGGCUAAGGACGUUAAUGUUGCCGUAUGGAUUACGAUUUUUUUAGUUGCCACGACGACUGUCAACUUCUUUGGCGUGAAAUGGUAUGGCGAAGCAGAAUUUGUUUGCUCUGCUGUCAAAGUUAUUGCUAUAGUAGGAUUGAUUAUCCUCGGUAUCAUUCUUGACUUGGGUGGUGGUCCAAAUCACGAUCGAAUCGGGUUUAGAUACUGGCUUUCACCAGGUCCGUUCAACCAAUUGAAUGAGAUCCCUGGAUCCACUGGUAGAUUUCUCGCCUUCUGGUCGGUCUUGGUUCAAGCCGCUUUUUCAUACCAAGGUACCGAGAUCGUAGCUCUGGCGGCCGGGGAAGCUGAAAAUCCGCGGAAGAAUGUCCCCAAGGCCAUCAACAAAGUGUUUUAUCGUAUCUUGAUAUUUUACAUUGGUGGCAUGACAGUCGUUGGAUUAUUGGUACCCUAUAAUUCCCCGGACCUACUAGGUGGUAGUGGCGAUGCAACUUCAUCGCCAUUUGUUAUUGCAAUCAAAUCAGCAGGUAUCUCAGUAUUACCAGACAUUGUGAACGUAGUCAUUCUAACUGCGGUAUUCUCAGCAGCAAAUUCAGAUCUAUAUGCUGGUUCCAGAAUUUUGUUCGGUUUAUCUUCUGAUCGUAUGGCUCCAAAGAUAUUUUCGCACUGCACGGGCCAAGGCAUUCCGGUUGCUGGUAUAGCCCUAACAGCGGUAUUCGGACUACUGGCCUACAUGAAUGUGGCCACUUCUGGAGGGACGGUUUUUGAAUGGUUUUCCAACAUAUCAUCCAUCUCCGGGCUAGUGACUUGGUGGUCAAUCCUACUUGCUUAUAUCCGAUUUUAUCACGGAUUAAAAUACAGCGGAAUUGAUCGCAACACGUUUGCUUAUACGGCACCUUUUCAGCCGUGGCUAUCUUAUUUCGGAUUGGCCAUGUGUACUUUGAUUAUCAUCUUCAACGGGUUCGAGGUCUUCUUGACCGGCAAGUGGUCGAUAUCAAAAUUCGUAUCAGCAUACAUCUCCCUUCCGAUAUUUGUCGUGUUUUUUAUUGGAUGGAAGACAUGUCACAAAACAGAUUUUGUUAGACUUGAUCAGAUGGACUUCGAGACAGGCAGGCGUGAACUAGACCUCAUGGAUGCCAUGGAGAAAGAGAAGGAAGUUGAGCCAGUUGGGAAGCUCAACAAAUUCUUGCAUUCGCUGAUUUGA
Molecule: messenger RNA, 1659 nt
Organism: Puccinia triticina
Lineage: Eukaryota; Fungi; Basidiomycota; Pucciniomycetes; Pucciniales; Pucciniaceae
Exons: 18
Coding region: 1-1659 (552 amino acids)
Biological process (GO): amino acid transmembrane transport
Cellular component (GO): membrane
Molecular function (GO): amino acid transmembrane transporter activity
Source: RefSeq, a predicted model, not a curated record